GUUUGACAACGCGUAUAACCUUAAAUUAUUUAAAAAAAAAUAUCAAAACAAAAAGUAAAAAGCAAAAUAACAAAGAUGUAUUUUAUUUAUUUAUUAAGUAUACUAUCCUUAGUUUUACAAGUAAUUUUUAUGACAUUAGCAUUAGCGGCAGGAUUGUUCUACCUAGCAGAGCUAGUGGAGGAAUACACAGUUAUGGCUAAAUAUAUAAUAUCAUGGAUCGUUGUUGUGACCGCAGGUAUCCACAUUGGAUUAAUAAUAUUUGAAGAUAUUCCGUUCUAUUUGAACGCAAUAGGCCUGUUCCAGCAGCUGUUGUACGGAUUAUUGUUGAAAGACUUCCCAGUGGUCCGAGUGUCGAGUGUACCGUUUGUAACGGCCGUGCUGAAUCUAAUACUGCAUCAUUAUCUAGCCAUCAAAUAUUUUGGUGAAGUUUUCUACGCGUUUUCAGAGGUACUGGCAUAUUUUACUCUGUGCCUCUGGAUUGUGCCGUUCGCGCUGUUCGUCUCGCUGUCCGCGAACGACUACGUGCUGCCCACUACUGGGGAAAGGCAACACUUGUUAGAUGACGACAAUGUUGUCACAGAUUAUUUAUCACGGAAGGCGAAACGGUAUAGUCUAUUAUCGUUCUUUAGUUUCGCCAAAGAUUCGAUAUUACCACAGAGAAGUAAAAAAGCUUUUUAAAUAGACUGGCAUAGGGUUUAAUUAGUUCGGUUCAGUGGGACGAUUGCGUGAUGUUUUUAUAUAUUCAAGUGGUUUAAUCUAAGAAUACUCAGGUUCAGUUGGUGAAGGUCGUAAGUGUGUAUUUUAAAAAUUGAUUGUUCAUGAUGAGGGAAAAUAUGCUAUGAUAUUUUGAAUAUACGUACAGCCUAUUACAAUGGAAGUAGGAAAAAGGAUAAACAAACCUUAGAUUUACGUAUUUCAUGCGAUUUGCUAAUAACUCAGCUAUAUUG
Molecule: messenger RNA, 947 nt
Organism: Vanessa atalanta (red admiral)
Lineage: Eukaryota; Metazoa; Arthropoda; Insecta; Lepidoptera; Nymphalidae
Product: protein TEX261
Exons: 5
Coding region: 76-678 (200 amino acids)
Biological process (GO): endoplasmic reticulum to Golgi vesicle-mediated transport
Cellular component (GO): endoplasmic reticulum membrane; COPII-coated ER to Golgi transport vesicle; Golgi membrane
Molecular function (GO): COPII receptor activity
Source: RefSeq, a predicted model, not a curated record